AUCCUGAACUGCAGUCCCGAGAGUCUGCUCAGUCAGACGGCUACUCUGGAACAAGUACAGAUCCAUCCUAAACCUUCAGACGGUUUGGGCCUUGUAAUUAAAUCAACAUCUUCAGGACAGCAUUUUUUUGUUGGCCAAACCGUACCAGAGUCUGCAGCCAGAGAGUGUGAACAAAUCCUUCCAGGAGAUGAGAUAAUUAAAGUGAAUGAUCAGGUUGUGGUUGGAUGGACUCAUAAAAAUCUUGUGUGUAAACUCCAGGAGAAAUUAAGCUGUGUGACUCUUAUUUUAAAGAAAGUUUCAGUCUCCCCCUCCAAAUCUCCUGUCUCUUCAAACACAAGCAAAACACAUGAAAGAAACACAUCACCAUUGAUGGCCAAGUCUCCAUUUUCUUCACAUCCAAGUCAUGUUCCUGCUUCACCUAAUGGCCGUGACCUCCUAUUGAAAACAAAUAGUGCUCCAAUAUCAUCACCAAAACACAAAAACCUUCUGGAAACACAAAGUGCACCUGGUUUCCAGACAGAGAACAAACUGACAAGCAUAAAAUCUGAUAGUGGCGCUCCACAAAAUCUGGAACAAGCCUCUUCUGUUGAAAACCUUCCAGGAGUGAGUCCGAAUUGGCCAAGUAGGUUUAGUUCUCAGGGACAUCAUACUUGGCCCUGCUUAGGUGUUUCAUCUGAGUCAAAGCCUCUUACGCCAGACGUUUUUGUUUGUCUUCCUCCAACCACCUCUGAACUACCUGCCCAACUAGAGAUGUCUUGCUCAAAGAUAUAUGCAAAAACACUCACUCCAUUUGAACAGUGUUCCUCAGAAAUGGACUCAAAAAAUUUAAAGCAUUCCGCACGCCCAAGAAGUGGGUCAGAUUCUACCUCAUCACCUGUGAACAGCCUGCUGGCACCUCCUUCUGCCAAUCUGAGGCCCUCCAUAUAUGACAGUAGUCUAUCAAGCAAAACAGAUGCUGAAGUUCCUCAGCAAGGCAAGAGGCUAGCUUCCUCCCACAGUUCACAAGGGAAAGCAAUAAGCCCAAAAAAAGAGAAAAAGCUGCAACCUUCAGACAUGGACAAACACUCCCAGUUUAACAAAGAGACAUCUGAUCGAGCUCCCCGAAAUCAAAAAGCAACUAAGCUGAGCCGCAGAAGAGUGUCUUGUCGAGACUUGGGAAGUCCAGACUGUGAUGGCUGGCUAUGGAAGAAGAAAGAAAAUAUCAGUUUCAUGUCUCAGAAAUGGAAACACUGCUACUGUGUCCUAAAGAAAGAUAAAUUGUACUGGUACAAUGGACCUCAGGAUGAGAAAGCUCUGGGAAUGUUAAAACUCUCUACAUAUUAUUUGGAGAGCCCAUGGGAAUCAAAGCACAGAAAGAAAUAUGAAUUUCAGCUUACGCAUCACAUGUACAAGCCAUUUGUAUUUGCGGCAGAUAAUUUGACAGAUAUGAACAAGUGGGUGACCUGUCUGGUUAAAACCUUACAGAAAUAUAAAAGUCACGCAAACGCCAAUAAUUCACGGGAAGAAGAUUGUUACAGUGAAACAGAGGCAGAGGAUGAUGAUCAAGCCAAAGCUCAAGAUGCGGUGAAAAAACAAACUGCGCAAUCACCAGUGAAAAACAUGCCUGACGCAAGUCCAGUCUCCACUAAGGAAAAGGGGGCAGAAGGUGUACAGAUGCCAAAUUUUAGCAGUCCCCAAACUCAAGUAAAUGAUGAUCUUGAGUUAAUGAUGACUUGUCUGAAACAAGGAGGGGUGUCACUCAUUGGUAAAAAGACUGCAAUGACUCGAGAUGAAUACCGCAAAUCAUUCAUCAAACGAAAUAAAAAUCCAGACAUAAAUCACAAAGCACACACCUUGCGUGUUCUACAAAGUACACUAAAAGCAAAGCUGCAGGAGCUUGAAGUUCUGAAUCAAAUCCUGGAGCAUCCCAACUUGGACGCUGCUGCAUUCCGAAAGUGGAAAGCUGAACAUGACCAGCUGUAUGGCAGUGUAGAAAAGGGCUCACAGGCCGCUGCAGAGAAUGUGUUCAGCAUGGAUGUAGAAGGGAGCAAUGACCAAAAAAAGCAAGAAAGUGAUGAUAGUGAAGCAAGUGAAUAA
Molecule: messenger RNA, 2076 nt
Organism: Staurois parvus
Lineage: Eukaryota; Metazoa; Chordata; Amphibia; Anura; Ranidae
Source: the annotation of a GenBank genome assembly